AUACGAAAUUAGCGGUUUCCGUCACCACGUGAGUAGUCAAAGGAGUUCAUCCUAUAGAGCCCGAAAUCUGCGUACCAUCAUUGCUGGAGCGCUAACUCGUCAAAGCGCAGCGCGGCGUAUGAUUGGAUAAUCGGCACGUCAAUUGUCGGGUCGUUUUACCGUCGAAUGUUCGGAAAUGCGGCGAUGUUUGCUGGCUAACGAACUGGAGCUGUGAAAGUGCUGCGGUCACCUAAGCAGCGUUUCUGUGCUGAAAUCGAACAGUUUGAUUUUGUGGCUGACCGUGCAGUGUGGCGUUUGCGGCUCACGCUGAUGCGUCCUGUUUGGAGACACUUUUCGUGAGUCAUAAUUGUGUGCCAACUGAUGUCAUCGCUCCAGCCAUCGUGUAUCAGCUGUGGCCUGUGAGCAAAAACGAUCACAGCCAUCAUGGAGCCCCCCGUCGAAGUCGGAUUUGGGUCGAACACGUCCCACAGCCUCUCCGUCUCCCCUCCUGCCAUGUCCAUCGAGAAGCUCUUCCCGGCACUGCUGGAAUGCUUCGGGAUCGUCCUGUGCGGAUACGUGGCCGGCCGCGCCGACAUCAUCACAUCGACGCAGGCCAAGGGGCUGGGCAACUUCGUGUCCAAGUUCGCCCUGCCUGCACUGCUGUACAAGAACAUGGUGCUGUUGGACUUCGGCAACGUCAUGUGGUCCUUCCUCUGGAGCAUCCUCAUCGCCAAAGUGUCGGUGUUCGUCAUCGUGUGCGCGCUCACCCUAGUCGUCACCGGGCCCGAAAAUCGCUUUGGCAAGGCCGGCCUUUUCUCCAUCUUUGCCACGCAGAGCAAUGACUUUGCGUUGGGCUACCCCAUCGUGGAGGCCUUGUACAAGAACACACACCCAGAAUAUCUGCAGUACAUUUACCUGGUGGCGCCGAUCUCCCUCAUGAUCCUCAACCCUAUUGGGUUCGCGUUCUGCGAGGUGCAGAACUGGCGGACCAGUCAGGAGCAGCAUCAGCACAAGCUGCGCAUCGUCGCCGUGGUGAUCCUGCAGGUCCUGAAGAACCCCAUUGUCUUCAUGGUGAUCGUCGGCCUGGCCUCUCACUUCCUGCUGGGCCAGAAGAUCCCUACCAUCAUGCAGGAGUUCGUCGACGGCCUGGCUAACUCCUUCGGUGGUGCAGCACUGUUCUACCUCGGCCUCUCCAUGGUGGGCCAGCUCGGGAAGUUCACUCGGUCCACGGUGGUGGCGCUGAUACUCCUCAUCACGGCCAAGCUGCUGGUGAUGCCGCUGAUCUGCCGGGAUAUGGUGGAGCUGUUGGACACGGACAAUGACAGUUCCCACAACCACUCCAGUCUCUCCAACUAUGCAUUCCUUUAUGGCGUUUUCCCCUCCGCCCCAAGUGUGGCCAUCUACGCUGCCCAGUACAAUAUGGAACUUGAAGUUGUGACCUCAGGAAUGGUGAUCAGCACUUUUCUCUCCGCUCCUAUUAUGUAUGUGUCUGCUUGGUUACUUACAAUCCCGUGGAUGGACCCAAAGCCUCUAGUGUCUGCUCUGCAGAACGUGAGCUUCAACAUCAGCAUCAUCAGUUUAGUGGCUCUGGUUUGGACCAUCGCUGUCAUGCUCCUCAGUAAGAAGUUCAAGAGAUUCCCACACGUAUUCACCAUGAACCUUUUCUUGGCACAGUUUUUAGUUUGUAUUGGUAUGAUCUUGUGGAACUUCAUUGUGAAGCAAGACAACUUCAUUGGGCAGGUUCUCACCUUCACUCUCUUGUAUGGAUCCCUCUACAGCACUUACAUAUGGGCAGCACUUAUAGCUUUGGCUCUCUUUCUAAUGAAGAAGGACAACGAACUGAAGGUUCCCGUGUGGAUUUUCCCAAUUGUGGGCUGGGGAGUCCCAGCCCUGAUUGUGGGAGUCCUUCUUAUUGCUGGGGAGCGGAUGCCUGACACCAUCGACUCUGCCUUUUUCUACGGAAGAUCUCAGAUCAUCAGUACUGCUGUGGUUCAGUUCUGCGGUAUUCUGCUGGGGGGCGGCUCUCUUAUGGGCCUCAGCCGGGGCCCCCAGGAUCCAAAUUACCACGUCCUGGAGCAGGACUGCAGCUCAGGUGCCACGGAUGAUGCAGCAGCAGAUCACUGUCCAGAAAAUCAGGCCCCACAGGAAGCAGGACCCACAGAGGGCAGCAUCACCAGAGAGUGCCACAUGUGUGAGUGUGUUCAGCCACAGCCAAUGCCUGACAUGAUUGUCAGCACCAACAUGAGUGACACUCCAUCUGUACAGCCAGAUCAAUGUGACGCCGUGCAGUGCGAGCCUGCGACCUGCCUGCUAGCUCAGGAGGAGGUCCGCCUCCAGCAGCAGUGCGACCCCCAGGCUGCCCGCCACGUGCUCCUCUGCCUGCUGCUCGUCGUCAGCCUGCUGGCAAAUCUGUCCAGCUGUCUGUGGUGGCUAUUUAACCGCGUUCCUGGUCGACUGUAUCUGGAGCUGCAGUUCUUCUGUGCUAUUGCCAAUUACGGGCAGGGCUUUAUUUCAUUUGGUAUUUUUGGGCUGGACAAGCAUUUAAUCAUCCUACCAUUCAAAAAGAGGCUCAGCUGCCUGUGGCCGGGCAGGGGGAGGGCGGAAGACGUCCAGGCUCCGGUAACUGAGGAGGUCAGGCUGACCUGCCUGCAGUUUGUCAGGUACCACAAGGACCAGUGUGCCCAGGACAUUGUGCAGAAGCGGAGGUGUGGAGAGAGGACCAUGGUCGCCACCUUUCUGGGCAGCGACCUGGUGGAGUGGUUGCUGAGGGCGGGCGUGGCGAGGGACCGGGGCGAGGGGCUGCGCUACGGGAGCCAGCUGCAGCAGGGAGGGGUCCUCCAAGCCGUCACCCCAGAGGUCGGCUUCCUGGAUGGCGCCCGGCAUUACCGCUUCACAGAGGACUGCAGGCUGGAGAGACAAGGAGCCACGCGUGAUGCCUGCAUUGAGACUUGGGAUUAGCGUAUUGCAGAAAGGACCAUUGGUUUGGUAGCCACCACGCUCAGAACAUACCAAUUAGACUCUAGAUCACAUUUGUUGCACGGCCUUUAUAAUUCGACGCAAGAGCAACGAAAUGUUUGCACUAACAGUGUUAUUGCUGCACCAUAGACUGGCAUGUAAUUUACGGGACAGAUACAAAUAUCCGCUACAGGUAGCAUCAGGUUGCUGGAUGGACGGCAACAAGAUCAGUGUACUUGUGCCAAGGUGUGACACAGCUGGAAUGAGUUUACAAUUGAAGAUCUCAUCAGAACCAUGACCGUCAAACAUGUAGAAACUGAAGCAUUUAUAAACAUGACAUUUUGCCAGAAGGCACUAGGGGGCGCUUCUCUGAAUGGCCGGACUUAUGAGCUCUCCCACCUACAGCAGUAGCUCUCUACUGCACUCUGUAUUUUAGGGGGCCUGUACUGGACAGCUUGUAAAUCUGUUCACCACGGGCUCGAGUGGUGUCAGUGUUGACCUGGACAUCCCGUGACUCCCACCGGCGAUUCAUGCGGUGAUGCUGCAGCAGAAUCACCCUUUUGUCCUUUGGGGAUGGGGAGAAUCAGUCACAACCUUUAUCAAAUUAAAUUAAUAAAAGUCUCCUCCAUUUUUCUGUUAUAGUAAAUUUCGGAAUUUGACGACAGAACAAUUUAGUUCAUUUCUUUAAAUGUUCAUUUCCGUUAUUGAUUAGCCCCUCUCCUGUGUUUAUGCUGGAGACUUUUUUUCCCCCCAGAAACAGGAGGUGUGUGUGUUUGGGGGGGGGGGUUGAAACAUGUGAUCCCACUAUUUCACGCUCAGGAAGUCAAACACGCUGCCUCUUGCAAGAGACAACUUUAUUUCAGGUUCUAUGCUCUUCAGUUUUGUAAAGGGUUAAUAAAUGUUGCAAUAUCACAAGUUCAACAAUGGGAAUUGUUACAGCACCUGCACCAGGACUGUUCUGGAUUCAAAGGGUAAUCCUGAGUUUCAGCAGGGAGUCCACCUGCCUUGCAUAUACACUGGGACUUGCCAAAGAUGACCUCUUAUGGCAGCUUGCCUUGUGUAACUGCACUGACAAUUACACUUUACUCUCAAUGACUGACAAACUGUAAAUGCAGAUAUUUAUCUCUUUUAAGGUGUCCGUUUUAAUAUUUAACAGCUGUGUACACUGAAAUACUCGGGAUAGUAUUUUGAGUAAAUCUUCCCUACUUAGGCGGGAAGGCUUGCGCUGUGUUGAUAGUGUUACCCCCAGGCUAUGUGGGAUGUGCUCUGUGUCAUUUCACCAUGUUCUUUAUCAUGUACAGACUUAAAAAAAAAUAAAAAUGAGGCAUCUAUGAUAAAAUACAGCUUG
Paramormyrops kingsleyae is the source of this 4282-nucleotide messenger RNA. The record is from RefSeq and is a predicted model, not a curated record. NCBI's taxonomy places the organism in Eukaryota, Metazoa, Chordata, Actinopteri, Osteoglossiformes, Mormyridae.